GACUACAUUUCCCGGGGUGCGUUGCGGUCUUUCCGGAAGUGACGCACCACCAGUUGGUUCAGACGCUAAAGCUAUUUUUCUCCUGCACAGGCUGUUGCUAACUGCCUCAGCUAGAACAGGAAUUAAAAAAAUACAAUGAUGUGACAUGGCAGAAGAUGUGUUCGAUGGACAUUUUGUCAGCAUCCUUUCACCUGCACGCGGGAGAGGCGUCCGUGUCAUGAUCGUACGACUGUAGCAACGAGUUUCAGAGUCGCCAUGGAGACUCCAGCGGGAAGUGAGCUUCCUGGCACGGCCGAUGGCAGCCAGCCGUCAGACGCCAUCUCACCUGAUCCUCAGUCGCCCCAGACGCCUCCGGCGGGGAAGCUAAGAAAGACGGCCUUCAAGUUUUUCGGAGGUCGAAAGAGCAUCUGUAUGCUGCCCAGCUUUUUCGUAGGAAGAGGCAAGAGUCAAGGAAGGUGGUCGUCUAAAAUGGGCGUAACCAAGAGUCAGACUUAUGACGGUGUGAGCAGAGCGUGUUGGGAAGACGGCGCCAGAGGCGGCGGUGAUGUGACUUCGGCGGAAUUUGAAUUCCACAACCCGAACGGCUCGAGCGACCUGCACAAAGCGCAGGAGAGUUUCGCGAAGUCGCAGUCCCUCCCGCGACAGAAGAGAGGCCUCAGAGGUCUCUUCAGCAGCAUUCGGAAGCACCGGAAAAGCAAAAGUAAUGCUGAAGCGGAAAAAAACGAGAUGCUUGAAAUGUCCUCGGGUGAAACAGUGCCUGGUAAGUUGACAAACCUCGGUCGUCAUGGAGACAGUAAUGACUGCAAGAGUCACAUAGAUCUGUUAGAGCCGGACGUGCCUAUGGAAUCCAACAGCAGUGAUUUCACAGAAUUGCCUGCCGCUGUUGCUGACGCUUGCACAAUGGAGGAAACACUAGUGCCUGAGAGUUCAAGGAGCAAGGGGAAGGCUGGGGAGGAAGAGGAGGAAGAAGAAAAAAGUGGUGAUGAAUUCCACGACGAGGCAGAAGAAGAGAAAGAACGAAAGAAAAAGGGCGGCCUGGUUACGUAUCGGCAGCCGCUAUCUGCAGACUCUGAGAUGGCGCGCCUCAGUGAACUACACACAGACCUACCUGAGGGAGACCCACCUACAAUCUCCACCUCAACGGACAACUUGAUGUUUGGAGAUGUGUCCUCUCUGAAGAGUUUUGAUUCGUUGACUGGUUGCGGUGACAUCAUCGCUGACCAGGAUGACGUCAGCGUCGCAGAGAGUUCGGUGUCAGGUGAGAGAGGAAGCCGUAAUGCUGGCAAACGCAGCUCCUGCCUUGUUACUUAUCAGGGUGGUGGAGAGGAGAUGGCAACUCCGGACGAAGUGGACAACGAGUACCUGCACAGCCUGUGGGAGUCGGAGGGCAGCGAGGUGUGCUACCUACCAUCGGAGCAGACCAUCAGCCCGUCGUCCACUUCUGAUCAGCCAACCAGCUCCUUCCAUGUCACCACCAGCACUAGUGGCAACACCAGCACUAGUCCUUUGGGAAUCACGGAAACGGUCCUUACGCCUACCGAUCUUCUGACUCCCCAGAGUGACCAACAGGGAUCAGUGCCAAACAGUGAUGAGGGUUACUACGAUUCCACAACGCCUGGAGCUGAUGACGAUACUCGUGAACGUCCGCAGCAGGAAAGACUUCCCCGCGACAGCUAUAGUGGCGAUGCCCUUUACGAACUUUUUGAGCCCGAUGAUAGCUUGCUCAGUCCUCCUCUACCUUCUAAAGACAAUCGAGGAUUGCUGGGUGGUAAAGGAGAUCUUCUUUAUGCCUUGACAUCUGCUGCCUUGGAAUCUGGUGCCAUGGAGACAGAGGAGGAGCGUCUGAGUAAGAUCCAGCAUGCCUUGCUGUGUUGCGAGUUGCAGAACCUGAGAAACCCAUCCAAAGAUCAGCAUCUGUAUUGUAGCGACCAUUUAUACAGUGAUACAAACCCUCUUGAGGGGAAGUACAAAAGCUCAGAAGAGGAACUGCUCCAUCAGUCUGGAUCCAGACCACUGCAAGGAUCCCAAGCCUUAAAAGAAGUUUUGUCUCAUAGCGGGGGUCAGGUGCAGCACAGAACCUUGUACGGACCUACUGCCGAUUCAAGGUUAAGCACACAAGUCUCAAAGGCAGCAAGCCUUGUAAAAGAUGCAGUACUAUAUUCCAAGCAAGAAAGGUGCGAUGCUUCAGACGAUGGCUCUUUACCGCCCACCAGAGGCUGCACCCAAUCACAGGAGGAGCUGAUGGUCUGUUUCUCGCAAGCAUUGGUUGAUUUUACCAAAAACACCAGGCUUUAUCGCAACUCCACAGAGAGUCUGGAUGGCUCGGAAUCUAGCUCACCGUUUGGACCAAGCCUAAGUGCUCUUCCUGCCAUUGUCACUUUCGAUGUGGUGGACAUGGAGAAUGAGGGUGAGUGUGAACAGCCAGAGCUUGUAGAGGAAGAGGAGGAGUUGGCAUCCCCGUUUGAGGCGUUCGAAGAUGACGGCUGCUACUUACAGCAGGACGCUUUUGCCGAGUGUGAUCAGAGAACCUUUGAUGCCUACGAGCAAAGUUUGUUGCUCAGCAACGCUUGGGGUAUCACAAGCCUUCCCCGUCACCUUAGCCUGGGCCGUCCGUGCCCUCCGGUUCCUGCACCGCUCGCUCUUAACCGACGUAGUCGCUCUCUGGAUACGGAUAGUCUUGAGCUCCAGACCAGCGAGCUUUACGCGUCCCUGGUUUCCCAUGGCCAUAAAAUGGCUGCCUCCUUCCACCGCAGGAAAAAUAGUGCCGACACAGGAGACCUUUGCGACAUGGUGCAACAAGGAAGGAACUGGAGACAGGGGCAUAGUUGUGAAUUUGACUCUUCCGAGAAGGAUACCUCCAUGUCUCAGCAGCAACAGAGAUCCUCGUGUGGUACCCCUUGGAUGGAAACGCUGUCAAGUUGUUCUAGUUCUAGCUGUCAGCCAACAGUUAGACCUUCACACCUCCCCCUACAGGCUGCUUAUCCUAAUAGCAGCGCAGCACGAAUCCAGAAAACCAGUGCCGAAGGAGACGUUUCGGGUGGCGGUCACAGUGAUCAGUACCCUUGUAAUCAUCCUCCAGGAGGACAGUGGAAAAGUCGACCAGUCGGUAUCACCCAGGGUAUACCUCAUCACCGAUCCGACCAAUCAGAGGCUGCAAGAGAGAUUACGACCAAGAACAGGAGGACAGACAUGGAGCUGGGAUUCUCCACAGCAACGCCCAAACGCAACAUGUAAACACCCAGAAAAAAACAAAAACAAAACAAAAAGUAAACAGGUCUCAUGGCCAAAGACACAGCUGGAUGUUUACUGACCGUCAUGAUUUGUAUCUUUCGCACAUAUUUACUGUUACUGUUACUGUUAUCUUCUUACAGUUAUAAGCUAUUAUAUUUUAGUGAUGGUGUAUUUUUUUUUUUUGUUGUUGUUUUUUUCCUUCAGACAUCUAUGAUGUCUUUUUAUUUGCCAUGUUGUUUGGCAUUUAUGUAGCAGGUGUCUAUGAUUAUAUUUGCCUUUGUUUUCUGGUUUGCAAGUCUUCUUGACUCGCUAGACAGUUAAAACCCAUUCGACAGAAAUUUUUACGAUAUGCUUGUGCGCGUUUGAACCGAAACUGUGCUAGCAUGCUAAAGUUUCUGCUGCUAUUCCUACUGGACACCACAGAUUAGAAGUGUUGAACCUUGAACCUUUUUUUUUUUUUUUUUUUUUUUUAAACAAACAAACUGACAAUUAUUGGUUAACAUCUUUAUGAUCUUUAUCGUUAUCCCCUGAACACUUUUGAUAGACUUUUUCAAAAGAUAGUUUUCCGUGCUACACUUUGUUUUUGUUUUUUUUUUGUUUGUUUUUUUUAUGUUUUUUUAAUUUGUAGUUACCACAUUUUUGACACUCGUAGGGACCUUUUGGUGAACAUGGUGAUGCUUGGGAACAAAAAAAAAACCCUUUGAAGUUUUAUACGUUCAAAUUAUGUUCUUUGUUGUACUUGGACAGCCGUUUUUCAAAUUUGUUUUUAUGAUGUUCCCCAGUCGUUAGUGUUCGAGAAAAAAAAAAUCUGUAGCUCAUCAAUGAGUCAUGUUUUUCAAAAAAUAUAAAAAUAAAAAUUAAUGUAAGUA
This is a messenger RNA of Pangasianodon hypophthalmus (striped catfish), 4100 nucleotides long. It is a transcript of the gene amer1, whose product is annotated as APC membrane recruitment protein 1. Gene Ontology annotation, molecular function: beta-catenin binding; phosphatidylinositol-4,5-bisphosphate binding. The coding region runs from base 256 to 3234 and encodes 992 amino acids. Gene Ontology annotation, biological process: regulation of canonical Wnt signaling pathway. The transcript is spliced from 2 exons. Gene Ontology annotation, cellular component: plasma membrane. NCBI's taxonomy places the organism in Eukaryota, Metazoa, Chordata, Actinopteri, Siluriformes, Pangasiidae. The record is from RefSeq and is a predicted model, not a curated record.